Messenger RNA from Anguilla anguilla (European eel), 1507 nucleotides. Its product is annotated as prostaglandin E2 receptor EP4 subtype-like. Gene Ontology annotation, molecular function: prostaglandin E receptor activity. The coding region runs from base 213 to 1328 and encodes 371 amino acids. Lineage: Eukaryota; Metazoa; Chordata; Actinopteri; Anguilliformes; Anguillidae. The transcript is spliced from 2 exons. Gene Ontology annotation, cellular component: plasma membrane. Gene Ontology annotation, biological process: positive regulation of cytosolic calcium ion concentration; negative regulation of inflammatory response; cellular response to prostaglandin E stimulus. The record is from RefSeq and is a predicted model, not a curated record.
ACUCACCGCACUCCAAGCUGUUAGGGGGUACCACAUUGUUCUGCUCGGUGGCUCAUGUGUCUCAUGUGUACUACGGACUGAAAAAGUUUUCAUGGAAUGAUGGAUUUGCAUUACAACGUAGCAGGGCAACUGAACAUGGAAUUCAAGCGCACCAACUGCUAACGUACUAUAUUCAAAGGGAAAUUGAAUGAAAAUACAUUUUAAGUGCUCGAAUGCGCAACAUGGGCGACAAUCAAAAUACGACAUCAAGUUUAAAUGUUGAAAAAACCGCCCUGGCCAUCCCCGUGCUAAUGUUCAUGGUUGGAGUCGUCGGGAAUGUCACCGCCAUAGCAGCGCUUUCCAAAACUAAGAAAGAGCGCAAGGAGUCUGCCUUCUAUACCCUGGUGUGCGGCUUGGCUGUUACUGACCUGCUAGGAACUUGUCUUGCCAGUCCAAUAACCAUAGCGACAUAUCUCGAACAUUCGUGGCCAGGAACUCUGUGUGAAUUCCAUUCCUUUCUUCUUCUCUUCUUUGGAGUGGCAGGUUUGAGCAUCAUCUGCACCAUGUCUGCUGAGCGCUACCUCGCUAUAAGCCAUCCGUACACAUACAAAAGAUGGACAGUUGACCAACAUAUGGCACGAUGGUGCUUAUUUGCCAUUUACGUGGGGAAUGUUCUGUUGUGUUGUCUCCCUCUUUUGGGGUUCAGUAAGAGUAUACAUCAACCACCCAACACUUGGUGUUUCAUUGACUGGAGGUCCCGGAUUUCACUACAUGUCUUCUACUCGUUCUUGUACGCUGGUAUUAGUUCUCUCCUUAUUUUACUGACAAUAGCCUGCAAUGUCGCCCUGUGCUGGACACUGCUGAUCAUGCGCCAGAGGGCUAAGAGACUUGCCCCAAGAUCGAGUAUCAAGAAGCGCUGGAGGGAGCGCUCAUCCGGCGUGGAAAUACAAAUGAUGCUGCUACUCAUCGUCACUUCUUUGGUGGUUUUAGUUUGUUCAACGCCUCUUGUGGUUCGUAUAUUUGUCAAUCAGAGAUGGCUGGUCAACGACUGGGGCGCAGAUCUUCAGGCAAUUCGUUUUGCAUCCGUCAACCCCAUUCUUGACCCAUGGGUGUACAUUCUCCUGAGACGUACAGUCGUCCAUAAGCUCCUGAGCAUCUCAAGGCGGGUUUUGCGGGGCCGGACAAACUCUGUGGAUAGGGCACACCCGACUGUACAAUAUCUGCUGGAGAAAAACUGCGCUAUUCCAAUAGUUCUUUCCACUGAAGUGUUGGGUCGUGUUUACUUGGAUGACAAAUCUUCCACGGCUGGUGCAACUUCUCACGUGGAGGAAAAGGAACAGGCUCAGUAAUUCAUUCCAUUGUAGGCCUGUGGCAUAGAUAUCAACCUUGAAAGAUUAUUGCCCGCAAAUAUAUUAAAAUGGUAUGUGCUUUCGUGAAUAUAAUUCAUAAAAUAAUAUAAACAAUAAAAUAUUUUCCAGAAAGAAACAAAUUGUGUACAUGUAUUUUUGUCGGAUCACAUUGUCAGAUU